Messenger RNA from Scleropages formosus (Asian bonytongue), 2853 nucleotides. RefSeq names its product ribophorin I (gene rpn1). Lineage: Eukaryota; Metazoa; Chordata; Actinopteri; Osteoglossiformes; Osteoglossidae. The transcript is spliced from 10 exons. The record is from RefSeq and is a predicted model, not a curated record. Bases 196 to 2010 code for a protein of 604 amino acids. Gene Ontology annotation, cellular component: membrane; oligosaccharyltransferase complex.
UUGAUCGUCGCCAUGUUGCGUCUGCGCAUGCAGGAAUGAAUGAAGCGUCAUCGCUUCGACAUCGCCUGGGAUACUGGAGCUUUGCGAGGCCUUUCUCCCAUUUUCCCUAAAAAAACAAACAAACAAAAACAACACAAGAAGAAUCUGAGCUGAACUAGCUCAUCAGACUUUACAGCUCUGUUUGUUUGACCAAUCAUGUCUCGCACGCUCAUCUGCUUCGCCGUGUCCUGCUGGGCGCUGCUUUUCACCGCCGGCCUCCUCUGCACACAAACGGCCGAGGGCUCGCUGGUGAACGAGGAGGUGAAACGCACGGUGGACCUGAGCACGCAUCUGGCAAAGAUAACCACGGAGGUGCUGCUCUCUAAUCCGGGAAGGAGCACCGUGAACAGCUUCGUGGUCGCGCUCGAGCCUGAGUUGGCGCCGCACCUCGCCUUCAUCGGAGUGACCGCGAGUGGUCAAGAAGAAAAGGAUGGCUCUUUGGAGCUGAAAGAAACCUCACUUAAAGGCCAAAGUGGAAAGUUUUUUGAAGUUCAGCUGCUGUCCGGACUGGCAGGAGGCAGUAAACUGCGUCUGCAAGUAGAAACUGUUCUGAGCCAUGUGUUGCGGCCCUUUCCCACCCACAUCACCCAGGCUGAACGGCAGCUUGUGGUCUUCCAAGGCAACCAUUACUUGUACUCGCCCUACCUUACUACCAGCCAGACCACCCGUGUUCGGCUCGCCUCAAAAAAUGUGGAGAGCUAUACCAAGCUGGGCAAUCCCAGCAAGAGUGAUGAGAUAAUCGAGUUCGGCCCCUUCCAGGACAUUCCUCCCUUCAGCCAGGACCCCAUGAAAAUCCACUAUGAAAACAACAGUCCCUUCCUUACCAUCAGUAGUAUUACCCGCACCAUCGAGGUUUCUCACUGGGGUAAUAUUGCGGUAGAAGAGACCAUAGACCUGAGACAUACAGGAGCUUUUCUAAAGGGGCCUUUCUCACGCUACGAUUACCAGCGGCAGUCUGACAGCGGCAUCUCCUCCAUAAAAUCCUUUAAGACCAUCCUUCCAGCAUCUGCACAGGAUGUCUACUACCGGGAUGAGAUAGGUAAUAUUUCUACCUCCCACCUCCUGGUUCUGGAAGAUGCUGUGGAAGUAGAGGUGCGGCCUCGCUUCCCUCUCUUCGGUGGCUGGAAGACCCAUUACAUCAUUGGUUACAACUUGCCGAGCUACGAGUACCUGUAUACUCUGGGUGAUCAGUACGCUCUGAAGAUGCGUCUAGUGGACCAUGUUUAUGAUGACCAAGUCAUUGACCAUCUUACUGUCAAAAUCAUUCUUCCUGAAGGGGCAAGGAAUAUCCACUUAGACACACCCUACCAGAUUGACCGUGAGCCUGACCAAUUGCAUUACACCUAUCUGGACACUUUUGGCCGCCCUGUGCUUGUGGCCACAAAGAGCAACUUGGUUGAGCAGCACAUCCAAGAUGUGGUGAUUCACUACACCUUCAAUAAAAUUCUGAUGCUGCAGGAGCCACUGUUAGUGGUUGGAGCCUUCUACAUCAUGUUCUUCACCGUCAUUAUCUAUGUGCGCCUGGAUUUCUCUAUCACCAAGGACCCUGCUGCUGAGGUGCGAAUGAAGGUGGCCUCCAUCACAGAGCAGGUGCUGACGCUGGUCAACAAGCGCUUAGGCCUGUACCGCCACAUGAAUGACGUGGUGAACCGUUACAAGCAGUCGCGAGACACUGGUGCGCUCAAUGGUGGCCGCAAGACCAUGGAAGCGGAGCACCGCACCCUCACCAAUGACAUCUCCUCUUUACAAGCCCGGCUCAAAGUCGAGGGCUCCGAUCUGGCAGACAAGGUGGCCGAGGUGCAAAAGCUGGACAGCCAAGUGAAGGAGCUGGUGUGCCGUUCCUGUCAAGAGGCGGAGCGGCUGGUGGCAGGCAAAGUGAAGAAGGAGGCCUACAUUGAGAAUGAGAAGUCACUGGCCAGCAAGAGGCAGGAGCUGAUCAAUCGCAUUGACAGCCUGCUGGAUGCACUGUGAGUGUGCAGACCAGUAUCCACCCACCCAUUCAUAUUGCAGCUACACACACACACACACACACACACACACAAGUAUACAACAUAUGGAAACUACAUGCAGUUUGCUCUAACUCUCUGCCUUCAUGUAGUUCAAGUGGCUUGUCUACGGUUUCAUUUGAAGCACCAGGCUCCUUCCGCUGUUCCGUUAACUGGGAGCAUAGAUAUAAUGUAUGAAGGGUGAUGGGCUUUAAAAAAAGAAAAAAUGGUGGGUGCAUUCAGUGGAAAUUCAGUGCUCUUUUUUAAAACAAUUAUUCCUGGAUUUCUGUUUUGUAUUUUUUUGCAUUUUUGCCACCAUUAAAGGCUUUAGUUGGUAGUUUUUUUUUUUUUUUUUUGUUUUCCCCCCCUCUCAAAAACAAGAUUUUUAUGACAAAUCAGUAUGGAUAUGAGGCAGAGUUUACUGUAGACUCCCCUGAUCUGUGUUGGUAAAUGGGGACAGUAAUACAGCUCCCUCUUUUGUGCAUCGGUUGUGUUAACAGCUGUGCAGAGCUCAUGUUGGGUUAAUAAAGAAUUGAUUCUUGAUAUAUCCAACAAUUUUAUCUGUUUGAGCCAGUUUAACUAAAAAUUCAAGUAAAUUCUCACAUGCAUUUUCCCUCCUAGAAGACUUGCAUUUUUGUUUUAACAUACAGUAAUGGAAUAUUGCUUUCAUACAUUUGUAAUUUUCCUGUGUAAAUGACACGGUUGCUGUAAUUUGAGUUAUGCAUGCAUGUGAUUGUAGUGUUUUCUGAAGGGAACUUGGGCUUGAAUUAUAAAUUGCAAAUGAAGCGGAGGGGAGACCGAAUUUGAAAUAAAGUUUAAAAAAGAUAAA